AUGGUCAUUGGUUUCUCGCUCGGCGCGGCGCUCGCCGCCACGAUGCUUCUUCGGCCCGGCCAACUGGGGCAGGCCCCCGUCAAGAGCCUCGUCUUCCUCUCGGGCACGCUGCCCGCCGACUGGCAAGAGCUUCAAGGUGGCACAACGCGCUUCAUGCAGGCCAUAGAUGUCAAGACUGUCAUCCAGAUCCCCAGCGUGCAUGCUUGGGACGACGGAGAUGUUGAGCACCCAGGCGAAGCCGAGCAGUUGCUACUCAUGUGUGGGAAGAAAAGCCGUCGGGUCGUCAGGCACAGCGCCGGGCAUGGCAUUCCGAGUCGGGGCAGCGAGGUGGCAGCCAUCGCAUCGGCCAUCAAGGACAUGGUCGCAGAGCUGGCCUAA
This is a messenger RNA of Purpureocillium takamizusanense, 378 nucleotides long. RefSeq lists its product as uncharacterized. Gene Ontology annotation, cellular component: nucleus; cytoplasm. The record is from RefSeq and is a predicted model, not a curated record. The transcript has a single exon. The coding region runs from base 1 to 378 and encodes 125 amino acids. Lineage: Eukaryota; Fungi; Ascomycota; Sordariomycetes; Hypocreales; Ophiocordycipitaceae.